AUGUCGGGUUCUCCUUGGCCGCGCGCCAUCGUCGGUGGUCUGGCGACCAUUGCGGUGGGCUACGCGAUUAUGAAAGCCACGACUCCGACGGAUCAGCAGUUCUACGAUGCUCUGUCGCCUGACCUCAAGCGCCAGGUGGAUGCGCAGCGCCAAGCCACGCAGCGCAAGGCGGCGUACGCCGAACAACUCAAGAGAGCACAAGAGCAGGAUGACUCGGCGCCCGUGUGGGCAGCAGGCGCGGCAGCACGCGACUCGACGCCGCCGCCCCGCAGGUAG
Molecule: messenger RNA, 276 nt
Organism: Moesziomyces antarcticus
Lineage: Eukaryota; Fungi; Basidiomycota; Ustilaginomycetes; Ustilaginales; Ustilaginaceae
Exons: 4
Coding region: 1-276 (91 amino acids)
Biological process (GO): mitochondrial respiratory chain complex III assembly
Cellular component (GO): mitochondrial membrane
Source: RefSeq, a predicted model, not a curated record